This is a messenger RNA of Drosophila obscura, 1272 nucleotides long. RefSeq names its product TATA-box-binding protein (gene Tbp). The record is from RefSeq and is a predicted model, not a curated record. The coding region runs from base 114 to 1160 and encodes 348 amino acids. Gene Ontology annotation, biological process: DNA-templated transcription initiation. Gene Ontology annotation, molecular function: DNA binding; RNA polymerase II general transcription initiation factor activity. NCBI's taxonomy places the organism in Eukaryota, Metazoa, Arthropoda, Insecta, Diptera, Drosophilidae. The transcript is spliced from 3 exons.
UCGGUAUAUUUCUGAGGGUCAGGCGGUAUAUUUUAUCAACACUUGACGGCUAUUUCAGACGAAGAACGCGGCUAUAUUGUUAACACGCAGGACAGAAGUAAAUAGCCAGCAACAUGGAUCAAAUGCUCAGUCCAAACUUCUCCAUUCCGAGCAUUGGAACGCCGCUGCAUCAGAUGGAGGCGGAUCAACAGAUUAUAGCGAAUCCCGUUUAUCAUCCUCCGGCAAUACCACAGCCAGAAUCUGUAAUAUCCGCCCCAGUACCGGCGGCUGGACAACAGCAGCAACCAGAUGCCAGCAUCGCUACGACCGGCGGCAGUGGACUUUUUGGCCACGAACCAUCAUUGCCCUUGGCUCACAAACAAAUGCAGAGCUAUCCACCCUCAACGUCAUAUCAGCAGCAGCAGCAGCAACAGCACCAGGGACAACCUGCCGGGGGCAGUACACCGCAGUCUCUGAUGCAACCACAGACCCCACAGAGCAUGAUGUCCCACAUGAUUCCCAUGAGUGAGCGCAGUGCGUCUGGCGCUGGGGCGGGCGGAGACUCCCUCAGCAACAUACACCAGACCAUGGGCCCAGCUACGCCCAUGACGCCUGCAACGCCUGGCUCUGCAGACCCCGGAAUAGUUCCUCAGCUUCAAAAUAUUGUGUCCACAGUGAAUUUGUGCUGCAAGCUGGAUCUGAAAAAGAUUGCACUGCAUGCAAGAAACGCCGAGUACAACCCAAAACGUUUUGCUGCCGUCAUCAUGCGUAUCCGUGAGCCACGCACCACAGCCCUGAUCUUCAGCUCCGGCAAAAUGGUAUGCACCGGCGCCAAAAGCGAAGACGACUCCAGGCUCGCAGCGCGAAAAUACGCGCGCAUUAUACAGAAGCUGGGAUUUCCGGCAAAAUUCCUCGAUUUCAAGAUUCAAAACAUGGUUGGCUCGUGCGAUGUUAAGUUUCCCAUUAGACUGGAGGGCCUGGUGCUGACGCAUUGCAACUUCAGCAGCUACGAACCUGAGCUCUUCCCAGGUCUUAUCUAUCGUAUGGUGCGUCCGCGCAUUGUGCUCCUCAUCUUCGUCUCGGGGAAAGUGGUGUUGACGGGCGCAAAAGUUCGACAGGAGAUAUACGACGCCUUCGACAAGAUAUUUCCCAUAUUGAAAAAGUUCAAAAAACAGUCAUAAUCAGGUUAAGUAAUUAUUAGUUCUGUAAUGUGUGUGCGUCUAGGGAAAAUAGUUUUGUAAGUUAAAGCGUUUACUUCGCGUGUAUCUCUGAAUAAAACCAACUAGUUAGCUG